CUAGACCCGCCAUUUUACUUGCGCAAGUUUUUCCUACACAUGUUGAAGCAUGCUUGAGGAAGUACUCUUGCGCACCUGUGCGUUUCAAGUAUGGAGGUACCUCCAUGGUUUCAAGGGUCUGCCAACUUACGUUUGGUAGUGUUUUAACUUUUUAAACUUUCAAUGGCUGACGCUGGUGUGACAGAUGUGGUGCAGUGGAAAAAACGAGAAAGACCUAAACUUAAUAAUGAUCAUGUUUUAAGAAAACGUUUACCACCACGCUUACCCCGCCGGAAACAGGACAUUUAUAUCACAAACAAAUCUAAUUACAAGGGUCAGCUGGCUCGUAGUGAGAAGCUUUUGGAGAGUGGUGAGCCAGAAAUUGUAAUUCACGGUCUGGGCGCAGCCGUUACCAGAGCUGUCAACCUCGCACUUCAGCUUAAGGAGAAGUUCCUUGGGACGGUUGAGCUUUCUGUAAAUACCUCAACAGUGGAUAUCGUUGGAUGGCUUACAACUUGCGUCCCGCUGUGCGAUACCGAAGAGGAGAGUGUGAAACCAUUACCAAUACUCAUCAACAAACCCAAGAUGACCUGGAACCAUUGGAGGACCACGCUGAGUACGAAACAAAUACUCGUCAAAAUUCUUCAGUUCACAUUCGUGUGUUUCGGAUAGCUUUAAGUGGUGCUAACACAUAAACAGAGUAGUGAUGUUCUUCUCAUUGGAUGAAUUAGUUCGUUGGCUAGGACUUACGAUUUUUGAGUUAUGGAUACAGUUGAAUGCUGUGUUAGUCUUUUCAUUGUUGCUAGCU
Schistocerca piceifrons (Central American locust) is the source of this 787-nucleotide messenger RNA. Its product is annotated as transmembrane protein 203-like. Lineage: Eukaryota; Metazoa; Arthropoda; Insecta; Orthoptera; Acrididae. The transcript is spliced from 5 exons. The record is from RefSeq and is a predicted model, not a curated record. Gene Ontology annotation, biological process: tRNA 5'-leader removal; intracellular calcium ion homeostasis. Bases 163 to 651 code for a protein of 162 amino acids. Gene Ontology annotation, molecular function: nucleic acid binding. Gene Ontology annotation, cellular component: endoplasmic reticulum; nucleolar ribonuclease P complex; nucleus.